AUGACACUUUCCUGGCGCUGUGGCCCGUCCUUUGGAGUGUGGGGUGUGGUCAGGCUGAAUGAUGCUGGUGAACAUCCCCGCACAGCCAAGUCAAAGGAGCUGACUGGAAGGUCUCAUGGAAUCUUCCAAGACCUCGUGGUGAACACCAGGAAAGGGUUGAAGCAUGUCAAAGAUUCAAAGAGAGGGACGGAGGGCAAGGUGAUAUGUCUGCAGACAAACCAUUACCAAGUGACUUGUGACUGUAAAAUCGCAUUCAAGUACAGCAUCAACUACAAACCAGACAUAAAGGACAUAAAUAUCCGCACAAAUUUACUGCUUAAACAUCAGUCUGUACUUGGCAAGUGCCAUAUAUUUGACGGAAACUCGUUGCUGUUACCUCACAGGCUGGAGCAUUUGGAAAUGGAGCUUGUCAGCAAGACAGAAGCAGGUGACAUAGUGUUAAUCCGUAUCCAGCUUUGCGGUGAGCUCCACCCCAAUCAUCCCGACUGGCUUCGCUACUACAACAUCCUCUUUAGAAGAACACUGAAGCUGUUGGACUUGGAACAGAGCGAUUCCAAUCUCCAAGAACUUCAACAGCAGCUUCAGUUAUCAAGGUUUGAGAAAAACGAGGAGGGGGGAUGGUGGUGUAAACCGGUUCAUCCCCUUCACAUGCCCAUAGAUGAGGUUGGAGUUGGGGUGGACCUGGGUGGUAGCUGGGUUGGCCAGCCCACCAGCUCUCCAUCAUCCUCACUACCCAGAAUGAGCAUCCAGCGCACCUACAACACUUCCAUCCUACCGUACGAGAACAGACUGACCCUGUGUGCUGACGUGACACACAAGCUGUUCCACGAUAAAACUGUGCAUGAUUUUAUACUUGAGAAGAGCAUUAAUAGGAAGAGUAAGAUGAUGAAGAAACAGAUCUCUGAAAAGAUAACAGGAUCCAUUGUUCAUACUAGGUACAACAAUAAGACCCACAGGAUCGAUUUAGUGAACUGGGAAAUGAGCCCCAAAGACACGUUUAAAAAGUUUGAUGGCAGCAUGAUCACCUUCAUCGACUACUACAAGGAGCAGUACAACAUCUCCAUAACUGACCUGGGCCAGCCGCUCUUGGUGAGCUUCGGCCGGUGGAAGAAGGGCCAGAACCUGGCAUCCCGUGAGCCUCUUUUCCUGGUCCCUCAGCUGUGUUACCUGACAGGUUUAAAGCAUUGUGUAUCUGGUAACCGUAACCUGAUGGUGACGUUGACUAACAGAAUGAGGUUGAACCCGGAGGACAGAAGGGAAGCACUGAACACAUUUAUAAAUAGCAUCCACACAAAUCCAAGCAUACAAGAUGAGUUCCUGCCAUGGAGUAUGAGGUUUGACAACAACUGUCUGCACGUGACGGGGAGACAUCUGGACCCGGCAACUCUUUUCCAGUGUAAUGAUUCGGUGGUGUGCGUGCUGCCCAACAAUGACAAGAAGAGGUACGAGGAGAUAAAAACCUUCCUGUGCACCCAGAGCCCAACCCCCAGCCAGUGCGUUUUGGCAUCCACCCUGAAGACUACAAAGAAUCUCCAUGCCAUAAUCGCCAAGAUCGCCCAGCAGAUGAACUGCAAGAUGGGAGGGGCUCUCUGGAAGGUGAACACCGGGGUAUGUAGAACAAUGUUCAUUGGAAUCGAUUGUUUCCAUGAUAUCGUGAACCGGCAGAAGUCGAUUGCGGCAUUAGUGGCAAGCACCAAGGAAGACUUAAGCAUGUGGCAUUCCCAGUGUCUCUUCCAAGAUGCAGGACAGGAGAUUGUCAGUGAUCUCUUCAGCUGCCUGCAAGCUGCCCUGGAUUCCUGGGUCACAAAUGAGAAAGAGAAACCACAGACUGUGGUGGUGUAUCGGGAUGGCGUGGGGGAUGGGCAGCUACAGGAACUGCUGAAAGAGGAGGUUCGCCAAAUGACAUAUCUGUCCUCUUUUCAAAGCAUCAAGCUAACGUUCAUCGUGGUGAAGAAACGUAUCAACACCAGAUUUUUUCUUGAGGAGAAACAAGAAAUCAAGAACCCACAUCCUGGGACUGUUGUUGACGAAGUCUUAACCAGGGAGGAGUGGUAUGACUUUUAUAUCAUCAGUCAGCCUUCAAAGAAUGGAACCGUCACACCGACUCAUUAUAAUGUCAUCUAUGACACCAAGGGCCUCACUCCCAACCAGGUCCAGAACUUAACCUACAGACUCUGCCAGAUGUACUACAAUUUGCCGGGUUUCAUCCGGGUUCCUGCUCCAUGCCACUAUGCACACAAGCUGGCUUACUUCGUGGGGAAGGCCAUCCACCGGAAGCCAGCGCAGAAGUUGUCAGACUAUCUCUAUUACCUUUAGCC
Messenger RNA from Phodopus roborovskii (desert hamster), 2318 nucleotides. It is a transcript of the gene Piwil3, whose product is annotated as piwi like RNA-mediated gene silencing 3. Gene Ontology annotation, molecular function: protein binding; piRNA binding. Gene Ontology annotation, cellular component: P granule. Gene Ontology annotation, biological process: regulatory ncRNA-mediated gene silencing. The record is from RefSeq and is a predicted model, not a curated record. The transcript is spliced from 18 exons. Bases 1 to 2316 code for a protein of 771 amino acids. NCBI's taxonomy places the organism in Eukaryota, Metazoa, Chordata, Mammalia, Rodentia, Cricetidae.